GGAACUUUCGGCAAUGACCGUAGCGUUACAACAGUACUACUGAUGUGCCAACUUUAAUUAAGUUUUAGCUUUUAUGCUUUAAGUUCAUACGUUUAAUCCAGGUAGAUAGAACUGUGCUGAGCAAGUGUAAUGGAAAUCAGAGCCCUUUAUUUACUGUUUGGACUGUGUCUGGCAAAAUUGUCACUUAUAACUGGUGACCUGGUAGAUGAUGACGCUCCAUGUGGGGAUAUCACUUUCGUAAAUAAGACAGGAGUGAUUACCGGAAAAGACCCAGGCAAGGGAAAGAGCUGCACAUAUUACAUUAUUGCUGGCAAUUACACACCACAGGUUGCAAUAAGGUUUGACAAGGUAAACCUGAAUCCACAAGUAUAUAACCUCACAGUAUAUGGUGUUAACACUACAGAGGGAGUUAACUCUUCCAGUCUUCAGAUUGCAAAUCUAACAGAUGUAUCCAAGGAGUUGCCAUAUGUGUUGGUUAUUUCCGGAUACAACAUUACGAAAAUUGUUUUCUCCCAUGCCGACAUUGAUGCACAGUCUGAAGGAACGAGCUUUUCAGCAUCCUAUGACACAACAAAUUGUAAAUUUGAAGAACAAAGUGUAGGUGGAGUAAUUCAGAGUCCAGUGUAUGUACCGGGGAAUGGUACUGUGAAAUGUACGUACAAAGAGACACUGUGGCAGCCUAUGUGUGUUCUCUCGUUUCUCAACUUUAACUUGUCCAAUGGUAAUGUGACUGUACAGUUUGGAUCUGGUAAUGCAACUAAUGUGACAGGACCAGUACCAGAUGAUAUGUUUGGAGCUUCAGAUGCUAAAAGCCUUACAGUAAAUGUUAUCUUCAAUAACAGCCCUGAUCCACAGAACUUUACUGCCAUUUUUCAAACAGUGGAUACGCGUUGUAGCGGAGUCUAUCCAGUGGUUGCUACCUUCAAACAGCUGAAUAUACCUGAGAGUAACCAACUUCCUGUCACAUGUUAUGCUCAGCUGAAAGUGGGUGGGGAGGGGAGAGUGUAUGUGGAAAAUGGCGUGAAUUACACCCAGACAGUUGGGUAUGAUAGUGUAGUGUACUAUGAUGGAGCAAGCCAACAAGCACCUGUCAUAGGAACCCUAAAUGAUGGACUACAGUGGUUUGUUAGCUCACAGAAAUCUUUGACAGUGGUGGCCAAUCUGGGAGUACGGUCUUCACGCAGCAGUAAACUGCAGUAUAGAUCUGACAGUUACAGCAAUUACUACACACUGACCAAUAAAUCUGCAAAUAUAGACUUGGAUGGAAAGACUAUAAACAACAGUACAGUUAAACUGCUGUUUGAAAGCAAAGAUCCAUCAAAAGGACAGGUAAAGAUAGAGCUGAAAAAUAAAACAUCUCUUACGGAUGCGGUUAUUACAGUACAGUGUGACCAAGGCAUGAGCAUGUACACUUUUACGAAGGACAGUGUAUUAUUGCCAAUUGUAGUGCCAAGUUCCAGAGCUAUGGUUGUGAUAACCAAACUGAAGGAUGGUCAGACUGUAUCUCUAAAGGCAACAGCUGUGACAGCGUCAGGUUGUAACUCAAUGUACUCUGGGACAGCUGGGCAAAUUUCAUUUUCAGGAGCCAACACCACAGAGAACACGUGCAAUCUUCUUGUUUCUACAGAUGGAGAUGUGAUCCUUGAUGUUAAACAGUUAAACUUAUGCAAGAGUGGUACACUUGACAUCUACCAGGGUUCCAGUAAGAGCGCACUCAAAGUUGCCUCUUUCAAUGCUUCUGGCACAUAUUCAACAAUUCCACAGAUGAGGUUUCCUGCUGGAUCCCCUCCAAGACUGGUGUGGACAGACAGUAACAACACAUGUACAGGAGCAACAGUCAUAGCAAGAUACUGGACCCAGGAUGUUGAUACUACAUGUGGAAAGCUGAGUGCAGCACUAUCAGGAACUGUUAAAACACCUAAUUAUCCAAACCAGUACCCGCUGAAUGUGAAAUGUAACUGGCCUCUACCUGCCACAGUCAAUGCCUCCAUGAUGUAUCUGUCAGUGAAUGCCAUGGACUUUCAACCAGGGCAAAACAUUACACUACAGGAUACUAGUAACUCCAGCAUUUUGGCAACCUUCAGUGGGAGUAUUCUACCUGGUGACCUUAUUGUACCGAACAACAACUUGUCGUUGAUCUUCCAAUCAGGCUUACAGGGACAGUCUGGACAGGGGGCACAACUCACAUACAAAGUGUUAACUUGUGGUGGACUGGUUACCAAAUAUCCUGCAAAUCUGACUGUGCCGCAAGCAAAGAACCAGUCUGUGGAAUGCAUCUGGAUCAUCCAGGUGCCUCUGAAUGGUACCAAGAAAUCUGUGAACAUUGUGUCAGCUAAUGUCACAGUGACAGGAUAUAAAAAUGCUACAAAUGGUGCACUUGAGAUACAUGAUGGUAGCUCUGUGCGUGAUCCCUCUGUCAGUGUGGACAUGACACAGAAAAAUGCGACACGUAUUUACAGUAGAACCAACUUCCUGUUUGUCAGAUACACGUACACAAACUCAGCAAGUGGUCCUUUCAGUUUCAACUUCACCUACAAUACUUUCAAUUGUAACAGCAGCAGCCAGUGUGACAAUGGUGUGUGUAUACACCCAGACUGGAGAUGUAAUGGAGUACCUGACUGUAGAGAUGGUACAGAUGAGAAAAACUGUAAUGGUUCCCAGCCAAUCCCACCAGCACCAACACCAGCACCAAGCAAGGGAGGGAAGAAAUCUGGAGUGGCAGGUGUCUGGGUGUUUGUCUGCCUGGUGAUUGGUAUAGUGGUUGGUGUCAUACUUGCCAUGUUCGUCCCACGAUGCAUCAGGAAAGUUCGCGGCAGAAGCAGGUCACCUGGCAGCAACUAUGGCUCACUGCAUGAGGACACGUAGAUUGUCGACGAUCGGUUCAGAAAGCUGUUUUUUUAUACUAAAUCAAUAAUUCCUGAAAUUAAAGUUUGAUUUUAAAAGUACAGAAGAUUUGGUAUGUAAGAAAUUGUGUUCAGGGUAGAUUUUAAUUUAGAUGAAAUAUGGAAUAAUAUGAUCUGACUUUUAAUCUUUUUGGACAAAAAGUACUGUCUAUUUUGAACAAUGUUACUUGGGGAGGGGUAUACAAUGUCUUUGUAGAAAAAACCAAUAAUUACUACACACAGAGUAUACUUGUACACUUAUGUUGUGUUUUUGUUCAAAAAGAAUACACAUAUUACUUUUGUAACAUAUUUUUUUUUGCAUUUCAUGUUCAUUUUAGGCAAUAUCUGGAUAUAGUCCCCUCUAUUUAUGGAAUGAAUAAAAAUACAUUGAUUUAGUAACCCUUUUAAAAGUUAAAAUUAAAUGUCUACAAGUUUAGGACACUCUUAGGGGUGGAGAUUGGUGAUUAUAACACACUUCAUUCUGUAGAGUGGACUAUUACCAGAAUAUGCCCCAUUUUAUUUGAUAAAACACAAUUACAAGUAAGUAUGAUCUGGUUUGAACAUUUGUACAGUUGUAUUUUUAAACAUGUAUAUGUGGUAGAAUGAAUUGUUCAUUAAUUCAGUUGAUGUGAAAUAGACUGUUUUGAACAAAAUUUUGUUACUGUAUUUGAAAUUGUUACAUUCCAGCUGGUUUCAAGUGUUCUAAGAUUUACUGAGAUCUGAUUUUAUGUUUCAUACUACCAAUAUACAAGUACCAGAGAAUCUCAUAGUUUUUGUUGUUGUGUAUGUUGUUGACUCAAUGUUGAAAAAUUAAUUUUUUAUGAGACACUUUGCUAACUAGAUUUUCUUGUGUACUAUAUAGAUAUUUUUUCUGGUAAAGUGAAGUGUUAUAGUCUUUUCUGCAACUUAACUAUACUUUCGGGCUAAUAUGCCAGACAUUUAAAUGCAAUAUUAUACACUUUGUACUUACAGUAGGUGAUUAAGUAAAUAAGGUUUUUGUACUAAUUAAGUUCUUCUUACAACUGGUUGUUGCACUAGGAAUUGCUGUAAUGGUUUCAUUUUAUACAACAUACCCGAAGUAGACUACUUUGUAAUUGCAACUGUUUUUAUAUGUUUGGAUAUUAAUAUUUUCUGCUAGUAGCUCUUGAUGUCAAAGAGAAAUGUUGCAAAGUUUCCAUUAUAUGUUAUAUAGCAAAUAUGAUACCACUUUAACCAGAAAUCAGCUUGCUACCAACUUUACAUAUUGACUGUAUAACACAGAACAAAAAGGCAAGUCCCUUCCUACGUUUGAGAUAUGUCCAAACACUAUAGAACCUUAUUUUUGGACAAAAUCUCAACCUGAUCCACAACUCUAGGAUUAGGUAGAUUCACAUUUUAUCAUUUCGCUAUAUAAAGUUUAUUGCUCCAACCAGUUAAUUUAUCAGUGGCACCAUUUUGAAAAGUCCAGUCUGCAGAACCAUAUCUUUUCAAAAAUAACAAUGCUAGAAUAUAUGAAAUUCUAAAACAGAGUAUUCAUUUGAUAUUCUUCUCAGAUGGUCAUAGUACAGUAAAGUUCCGCUUAACGACCGGUCCGAAAAUGAGACCGUUCCAUUAAUACGGGCAGUUUUUGAAAGAACCAAAUUUUUUUCUCUAUAAUUUAAUGGUCACAAGGUCGGAAAAUGCGACAGGUCGGCUGUUACAUAUUACAACCACUUUUUAAAGAACCAAACUGUCAAAUUGUGUUGUUUUAGGUCUCUUUAAUGCGACUGCUCAGCUAUUAGCAAGUGUCAACUAAUUAGCGGUUAUACACGGACUGUUAUAUUUUGCAACAUUACCUAUGAACGCUGCUUUACGACAUGCAGAAGAGACAUGUGAAAAACAAUUACAGUGACCGAGUUAUGACAAUUUGAUUGUUUAUUGAUUGUUUAUUUCAUGUACCAUUACUGAUUGUUCAUUUAGUGAAAACUACGUAACGAAACUGUUUGAUGUAUUGAUUCGGAACAUGUACAAAUUAAUAGAUAAUUGGAAUUGCAGCAAGUGGUAAUUGUAUCCGAUUUUUCGGAUGGGUAAGCAAUUAAACUAAUUAUGUUUUGAGCGAAUGUUUUACUUUAAUAGAAUAUGAAUGUUUUAAAAUCAUUGCAUUUUUGCAUCUUACAUGGUUAAGUCAAUCUUUUAAUGAAAUUUUAUUGUGAAUGAUAAAAAUGGAAAAACAUAACGUAAAGAGCUAACUUUGCAAGAAAAAGUAAAUUUGAUAGGUGAAAGUAAUGGCAAAAGUCAUCGGCAAUUGGCUGAGCAGUUUGGGAUUGGAAAAAGCUUUAUCAAUUGACUUUUAAUGCAUUAACGCAUCACUAAGUUGCUUAUGAAUUUUGGGUUGUUUCUGGCUAAAUACAGUCAUUUAGAAAUCUCAUAUUAAAUAUUUCUGCCAAAAUGCAGAAAUGGUGCCAUUGCUGUAUAGAUGCUAUAUAUAGGAUUUAAGGGCUGUACUGGGCUGUAUUGAUUCUAGGUAACCUUGCUUCAUACUGCAGUACACCAAUGAAAAAGUAUCAUCAUCAUUAGAAUAAUGAUCAACUUGGUUUUUAUGCCCCCGAAGGGAGGCAUAUUAGUUUUCAACUGUCCAUCUGUUCGUUGGUUCGUUCGUUCAUUCGUCACGUUAACUUUCUGCAUGAAGGCACUUUACACGCAAACCAUUGCACCCAGGACCUUCAAAUCACAUGCUAAUAGUACUUAUUGAGUACACGACCCCUAUUGACUUUGGGGUCACCAGAUCAAGGUCACCAGGUCACCAGAUCAAAGAUCAAGGUGCUGCGGGGGGCAUUUGUCACCUUUAGUGACAGCUUUUGUUGAAAUCUACUUUUUAAGAUGGAAGUUUCCUAGAUUUCCACAGUCCGUGAAGAACAAGGAAUAAUAAUUGCUUUAUUAUUGCUUAACUUUUGUUUUAUCAUUGCUUUAUAAUUGCUUAAUGAUAUAUUUUGUAGAUAACCUUGUUUUUUGUUGCUUUGUAUAGACAUUGAGGGUACUUGUUAAAUAUGAUUGCAAUAAGUAUGUGCCUGUAAGACACAAUAAAAGUAAGGUGGACAGUGCUCAGCUAAAUAUUGACCAGUUGCCUCAUGUUGGAUUGCUCUGCCUCCUAGAUCAUGUGGUCUGGAAAUGCAUAUUCCACAAACAAGCUUCAAAAUGAAGGAUACGAUAAUGUCGAGUGACUGUUCUUAACAUAUUGACAAAUAUACCUUUCCUUCUAAACAUCAUUGUGACAGAGAAGUUUGAUAAUGAGCCAUGUAUCAACUCUUAUUAAACUUUAUUUUCGGGAUGGAAAUAUCACAAAAGUUUGCAUUUUUCUCCCAAAGCUUCUUCUUGGUUAAGGGAAAGGAAUGAUUUGCCAAACUUGAAUAAGGUAUGCAGGUUCAGCUUCAGCCGUUUAACAGUAACAUACUAUGAAUUAAUUAGAUUUAGGAGAUAGAUGGCUACUUAUCUACUAAUCACAAUAAUCACUUUGUCAAUAAGCAGUAUGCAAGUGUGUUUUAAAAAUCAGUAUCUGUUUGGAUCUAAGAUAAGCUUGAUAGACAUGUGGCGACGGGUCAGUUAUUUCAGUUAACUUUUUGUCGUUGUCCAUAAUGAACAAAUGUGUAGUAUAUGAUUAUCCUUAAUUAGUGAUAAUAUUUUUGGCCAAGAAGUUGUAAAUGUUGCUGCCAUGUUUAAGGACUCAUUGAAAGGUACUGUUAUUGGGUGAUACUGUCUGUGAUGACAUACUGGCUAACUAGUUUGAACUGCUGUAGUCUCAAAUACCAGGCAUAGACUUCCAAAAAAUUGACAAUAGGAGUUGGUGGCUAUAUAGAGUGACAUAAGUGUACAGUUGCCUUGUAGGACCAGUUAACAUUUUGUACAGUUUAAACCCACCUUAAUACACAGUUAAAUAUUGUACAAGAUAAUAACAGUGGUAUAUCUGGACUUACUAUUACAGUGCUAAUUUUUGCUACUAUUGUUGUAUAUGAUCAUGUAUUAAUGCUGUUUCUUUGUAUUCAUUUUUUUUAUAGAAAAGAAAAAAAUGGCCUCUGAUUUCGAGAUCUGAUUCAAUCAUGGCAGUUUUUUUUUUUAAACUUUUAUCUUUUUUUUUUCCUUUUAUUAUAAGUUCAUUUCUGCAUAAAUUGGAGAUAUUUACAGUUUACUUACAAUCUUUGUACAAUUUUAUAGAGAUAAAUUCUUGUGCCUUAAAAUACGUGAUUUAUUAAAUAUUGCAGAAACACUAUAUUUAUACAUUUCAGUUUGUGACUAAUAUUUUUAAGUGACCAUGUACCUGAUUUACAUAUUUGCAGUUUAUAGUAAAUUGCAUGCAGUAGUAGUAGAAAUCUAGUGUCACUUGCAAUCGUUUAACUCCCUGAGGCCGAUAGUGUAACAUACCUGCUGCGGCGAGAUAAAAAUUACCACCUGGCGUCGAAGACAUUAUCUGAUCUUAUCAUAAUCACACUCGCAUGCGGUCAAUUGAAAUAAUGCAGGGAAACAUUAUUAACUUUUGUGUAAGUUAAAAUAAACUAACAAAACCUUCGAAGUUUAAACAAAUAUUUUUAUAUCAUAUUUCGCCCGUGGCUUAUAUCCAAAUUGAACAAUAAUUUCACUUCGAAAUAUUCACAAUUUAAGCACGUAAACACAUUAUAUUCCAAUUGAUAGAUACGUUAUUUACACAGAAUAUUUAAAUCAGUAUUACUUGAAAUUUACACCUAUUUUUGUGUGAAUAUCGAUGGUUUAUUUUGAUGUAUAAUCUAUUUCUAAAUAUGUACAUAAAUAUUGUGUGAAACGCGCUUAGACAGUUAAAUUGCAACAUUUACAUCCAUGGUUGAAUAAUCAUUAAAUUUACAAACAUGCAUUUAUUUACAUACAUUUUUGUUGUGUUUUAUGAAACAUGUUUUGGUGUGUUAUUUGUAUCCAUUUGUAUCGUAUGCGAUAUAAAUGUAAGAAUAUUUCAGCCUUCUAAAUCUUAGUAUUUCCCGACCAUUCAUUUCUCUGAUACUGGAAUUUCAUCAUCGGUCUCAUCACCCGACGGAGCUGAUAUGUCAGAAUCAGCAUGAUAAUGAAUAUUUUCUUCAUUUUAAGAAAGAUCUGUGGCCAACGACAUUAUUUUACUCUUUUGAAAAAAUGUAUGAACAGUAUGAAAGAAAAAAAUCACAGCGGAGUUCGUCUUUUUAUUUCCUUUACAUGACCUCAUAAUUAUAAACAUUUAUUUUAACAAGGGAACUGAUUAGUAGCACACUUAGUAAUUAUAACAUCUGAGAAAUAAUAACCAGAAUGCAAUAUAAUUUUGCUUUUAUCAGAUUUAUCAAAAAUUAACAAGUAUGUGACGCAGUUAGCAUGAUGUCGGUACCGCGACUAUAGUCGUCAAUCGCCGUCCUAGGGAGUUCUGAUAACGCGCUUAUAGUCGCAUAUCGACGCUACAGGGGUAGAAAAUAUAGCGCCUAUAGUCGCAUUUCGGCCUCAGGGAGUUAAAGACAGUUAAGUUCACUUUAUGAUUUAUUUUAUAGACUUACAAAGUUAUGUACAAUGUAUGUACGGUGUGUAAGACUUUUUUUUGCAAUAUUUCCAUUAUAUAUUGUCAUUUAUUUUGGUGCACUUUUAUUGUAAAGGAAUACUCGGCUCUAAGCUUUUCUCUGAUGUUUGUUUUUGUUGUCAGGCCAUGAGGUUUAUUGUCAAGCCAGAUGUGUGAAAGUAGGUUGUAUAUAAUUAUUCAGUAUGUGGGGCCGUGAGGAUUGUUGUCGAGCCAGAUGUGUGAAAAUAGGUUGUAUAUAAUUAUUCGUUAUGUAACUGAUGUAUUGUGCUUGCUUAUUUGUUUUACAUUCCAUCAACAGUGAUUGUAUCACAAUAUACCAGACUCUGUGAUUUUACGGAAUGUUUAGAAGGGUUGUAAGUUUGCCGUAGAAGUGACAUGGCAUGCUUGUUCUGUGUUUGCUCCACAGUAACCCAGGUAAGUUUUUCCUUUUUACAACAACCUCAUCAGGAUAACAAACUUUGACUUGCAAGUUGGGGUGGUAGUUCUACAAGGGGGACAACCCAUGCCUGAAAUGUUGCAUGAAGGGGCACCUAGGGUCUUUCUCCACAAGCAAAAGUUGGAAAAGUACAUACGACUCAAAACCCAACAUAACAAAUACAGAUUGCUCAUGUAUCAGUGUAUAUUCCACCAUGUGAACGCAUUCCAAAUAAACCCAACUUCUAGCCUUAUAAAAAUACCCAACUUUACAGUAUGUCUUAAUUAAACUUCCUAUAAACAGUUAUGCCCUGCAGAACAGUCAAAUUUCAUAAACACUGGUUACUGUGGUGUGAUACACAUUUCAUUUAUUUUAAGAUAGUGCUUUGUGCUUGUAAGGUAUUUAAUUCCUCCCAACAUCAUACUAUUUUCUAGAGAGAGAGAGAGUACAAGCAAGAGUAGAGACAGGAGAAAAAGCAGUAAAAUACUGCAUAAUAUAUAAACAAUCUAGUUUGACAGCUUUUUAAAAGGACACACAAAGCAAUGCUGUUGUUGUUUUUGAGACUGAUUAAACUGGGGAAGAAACAUCAUGUAUCAGCUGUUUUUGUAAAAAGAGGACAAAUGUUCAGGUAAAUAAGAAAUUAUAAGACACUGUAAUUUGAAAAUGAUAUCAGUUAAGAACAAAUAAAAGCACUGUUGGUGUAAAAUAUAGGUAGUGGACCUGUAAUGACAGUGGGCAGAUUACCUAUUUCUCUGCGAUUCUGGUAUUCUUCUGUUUCUACGGCAAGCCAUACAUGUGUUCAACUACAUUUCCGUCCGAAGAAUGCUGAACUGCUUAAGGAGAAUAUGAAAUCACACAGAAUUUUGUUGAGUGUCAUUACAGGUCCACUACCUUAAUUACAGUAUUCACUAAACUGUUUAAUAGUGACUUUUUUUUAGAGAUUACUUGAUAUUCAGUGUCACAGGUAACCAUCGCUGGAGAGUACUGUAAAAAUUAUAAUUGACAGUUUUGCUUUUGUGACAUCGGAAACCUUGGCUCAGUGUCAGUUAUCAGAAUAACAUAGAAUAAAGUCAGGGUUCAUUUACAGAAAAAAAAGAUCUUAACUUGCAGAGAUAUGUGAAGCGAUUUAAGGAAAAUUUCACCAACUGCCUUGUAAUGCCUAUUCCCGAAGAAUUACUUUGACUUGAAGUGGAACCUGCAUGUGCUUUGAUCUGAUUGGAUUUGAUUAUUAUAGGUUAUGCAUUUUAGUGCUUUUUUAGUUUUUUGUUUAGAAUAUUCAGAGAAUAAUACUUGCUUGAUUUCACAAAUAAAUAACAAAAAAAUAA
Messenger RNA from Mercenaria mercenaria, 10137 nucleotides. Its product is annotated as cubilin-like. The record is from RefSeq and is a predicted model, not a curated record. Gene Ontology annotation, molecular function: protein binding. Lineage: Eukaryota; Metazoa; Mollusca; Bivalvia; Venerida; Veneridae. Bases 130 to 2865 code for a protein of 911 amino acids. The transcript has 21 exons.